Fukomys damarensis (Damara mole-rat) is the source of this 933-nucleotide messenger RNA. RefSeq names its product olfactory receptor 4K14. NCBI's taxonomy places the organism in Eukaryota, Metazoa, Chordata, Mammalia, Rodentia, Bathyergidae. Gene Ontology annotation, biological process: G protein-coupled receptor signaling pathway. The transcript has a single exon. The record is from RefSeq and is a predicted model, not a curated record. Gene Ontology annotation, molecular function: G protein-coupled receptor activity; olfactory receptor activity. Bases 1 to 933 code for a protein of 310 amino acids. Gene Ontology annotation, cellular component: membrane.
AUGGAUCUGCAGAAUUAUUCUUCGGUGUCAGAAUUUGUAUUGCGAGGACUCUGUUCUUCACGACACCUACAAAACUUUUUCUUUGUAUUUUUCUCUAGUAUCUAUGUGGUCAUUAUGCUGGGUAACCUCCUCGUUGUCAUCACAGUAAUUUCUGCUCCCGACUUGUUUUCCUCCCCCAUGUACUUCCUGCUGGGGAACCUGUCUUUCCUGGACAUGUGGCUGGCCUCCUUCGCUACCCCCAAGAUGAUUAGGGAUUUUCUUAGUGAUCGAAAGCUCAUCUCCUUCGAAGGCUGUAUGGUCCAGAUCUUUCUCCUGCACUUUACUGGUGGGGCUGAGAUGGUGUUGCUGGUCACCAUGGCCUAUGACAGAUACGUGGCCAUAUGCAAACCCUUGCACUAUAUGUCGAUGAUGAGCCGGCAGACUUGCGUGAAGCUUGUGUUGGUCUCAUGGGUCAUUGGAUUUCUGCACUCUAUCAGUCAAGUAGCCUUUACUGUGAAUUUACCUUACUGUGGCCCCAACGAGGUGGACAGCUUCUUCUGUGACCUCCCGCUGGUGAUCAAACUUGCCUGCAUGGACACCUACGUCUUGGGUAUACUCAUGAUUUCAGACAGUGGGUUGCUUUCCACCAGCUGUUUUCUGCUCCUUGUGAUAUCCUACGCCGUUAUCCUUCGCACCGUCCAGCGGCGGUCAGCAGGAGGCGUAACCAAAGCGCUCUCCACUUGCUCUGCACACAUCAUGGUAGUCACGCUGUUCUUUGGCCCUUGCAUUUUUAUUUACGUGUGGCCUUUCAGCAGGUUCUCGGUGGACAAACUCCUGUCUGUGUUUUAUACGAUUUUUACUCCACUCUUGAACCCUCUGAUCUAUACAUUAAGAAACGAGGAGAUGCAAUCCGCUAUGAAAAAGCUGCGCGACCGACGUGUGACUUUUCUCUGA